Magnusiomyces paraingens is the source of this 1203-nucleotide messenger RNA. RefSeq lists its product as uncharacterized. The record is from RefSeq and is a predicted model, not a curated record. Gene Ontology annotation, cellular component: spliceosomal complex. Gene Ontology annotation, biological process: mRNA processing; regulation of mRNA splicing, via spliceosome. The coding region runs from base 1 to 1203 and encodes 400 amino acids. Gene Ontology annotation, molecular function: RNA binding. The transcript has 2 exons. NCBI's taxonomy places the organism in Eukaryota, Fungi, Ascomycota, Dipodascomycetes, Dipodascales, Dipodascaceae.
AUGAGUGUAACCAAGCCGGUUGCCAAUUUCAAGAUUUUUAAUCAACCUAUUGAUCUCAAUAAGGUGAAUGAACAAGUUCUUAAAAGCUGGGUCAUUGAGCGGUUGAGUGCACGAUUCCCUGAUGAUGAGAUUGUAAUUGACUUUGCCUUAGAACUAGUGUUUGGUACAGGCGCCACAGCCGCAACCUCUUCUUCUAAAUCAAUCUACGAUGAACGUAGCAGACCAGUUCGCAGUCCAGAUGCUGCACGCGUUCGUGAACAACUACGUGGGUUUUUUGGUGGUGAUGGCUCAGAGUGCGAUAGCUUUUGUCAUGAUUUGUGGGAACUUCUUGUUGAAGCACAAGAUAAUGCUGGAGUACCACCAAGCUUAGUAGCAGCCAAACGUGAGGAGAUGCGAGAGGCGCGUGCUGCACGCCAAUCUCGUGAGGCUAGAAGCCAACAGCAACAACAACAACAGCAGCAACAGGGGGCCCAGCGUGAUGGUGGAAGAGGCAUGAUGAAAAGAGAAGCUAAUGCGCGCCGUGAGUGGGACCGUAAUCAACGGCGGAUUAAAAGAGAAGAAGAAGAUGAUGAUGACGAUAAUCGGGAAUACUCGCGACAAUUUCAGCGCGGGCGCCUAAGCAGAGGAGAUACCUGUGGUCGGCGCGAUUUAAACAGUAGAAGAUAUCGUGACCGGUAUAAUGACCGCCAUCGAAUCAAGUGGGAAUAUGAUGAUGAAGACAACCAUAAUGGUGAUAAUAAAGAUACCCGAGGUGACUACUACGGUGAUGAAGGAACGGAUGAGGAAGGCCGCCAUAGACGGUCGCAUAGACGCAGUGCGUCACCACAAGAUUCUUACAGAAGCAGAUCCCGUAGCCGUGAUCGCGAUCGUGAUCGUGGUCGUGGUCGUGGGCAUGAUCACCGGUCCAGUCGCGAGCAUCGCAGGCAUGGCAGAAGUAGGAGUCGGAGCAGGAGCAGGAGCAGAAGCAGAAGCAGAAGCAGGAGUAGAAGCAGAAGCAGAAGCAGAAGUCGUGGUAGAGGCAGAUAUCAUAGUGUAAGUCCGAAUGGCAGCAGCCGCAGCGCGAGUCCUGCAGAAGAGCGUAGUAGUACUAAGGAAGGAGAUGGGCAGAAGAAGGAGAGAUGGGAUCGAGAUCGCUCAUCCAAGUCACGGGAUCAUCGGAUCUCUCGGGGCGUGCGGCGGGCUGCGCGCAGUCGAAGCCGUUAA